CCUAUUUAAAGCAACAAUCGGCAAAAAACAGCCACAAAGUCGCCAAAAAUGCCCAAAAUAAUUUCAUUAAUUAUUUAUCUCGCCAUCUGUGCAAAAACAAAAGGGUUGAAUGACAAACUCAUGCACCCCCACCCCCAAACAACCCCUAAAAUUCCAUACAAAAGUGACGAAAACACGGCGAAAUUUUGGAACGAACAAGCGCAAAGCACCCUCAAAGCCCACGUUUCGGAAACAAUUAACACAAAUGUUGCAAAAAACGUGAUUUUGUUUAUGGGGGAUGGCAUGUCAGUGCCAACCCUUGCCGCAACCAGGGUUUACAUGGGGGGCGAAAAUUUCGAGCUGUCUUUCGACAAAUUCCCCCACACUGCCAUUUCUAAGACAUACUGUGUCAAUUACCAAGUGCCCGACUCGGCAUGCACCGCCACUGCAUACCUGGGUGGGGUCAAGGGUAACUUGGGCACCGUUGGGGUAACGGCCCAUGUCCCAUGGGACGAUUGCCAGGCCAUGACCAACACUUCCAACAACGUCCCAUCCAUAGCCCUUUGGGCCCAAAAACAGGGUAAAAGUACGGGUUUUGUGACCACGGCCAGAGUCACUCAUGCCUCCCCAGCUGGGGUUUUCGGGCACUCGGCCCAACGGGAGUGGGAGACGGACACCGAUAUACUGAACGAUGGUAAAGACCCUAAAAUUUGUACGGACUUGGCCACCCAACUGGUGUACCAUGAUGGUAAAAAUUUGAACGUGGUCAUGGGCGGGGGCCGGUACGCCUUCCUCCCGAAUGACACUAAGGGGGAGGAGGGCGAUUAUGGGUACAGGUCAGAUGGGGUGAAUUUGAUCGAAGGGUGGAAGAAAUUGAGGAAGGGAAAGGCAAAAUAUAUCUGGAAUCGGGAGCAACUCCUGGGUCUUGACCCCCAGGACAUAGACUAUGUUUUAGGGAUUUUUGAAAGUGACCAUUGCCCCUUCCACCUGGAGCGGGACCCAGCUAUGGACCCAACGCUCACCGAAAUGACCGAAAGCGCCAUCAAAAUCCUGUCGAAGAACCCUGAUGGGUUUUUCCUGUUUGUGGAAGGCGCGAGGAUCGAUAUGGGUCACCACCAGGCCAUGGCCCACUUGGCCCUGGAGGAAACCGCAGAGUUUUCCCGAGCCGUUGAACGGGCCGUGAGUUUGACCUCAGAACACGACACCCUGAUUGUGGUAACGUCCGACCAUGCCCAUACCAUGUCCAUGGGCGGUUACCCGUUCCGUGGUAACGAUAUUUUGGGUGUCGUGGGCGAUCAAGCCGCCGAUGGGUUAGCCUUCACUACGCUUAAUUACGCCAAUGGGCCUGGGUUUAGGAAGGCGGAGGAUGGGGCAAGGCAUGACCCAUCUAAGGAUGAUUUGGGUGAUAUUGAGUACAGAUACCCGGCUGUGGUUCCCCUAGAUUCGGAGACACAUGGUGGGGAUGAUGUUAUUAUUUUUGCAAGAGGGCCAUGGGCACAUUUGUAUAGGGGAGUAGUGGAACAAAAUGUGAUACCACAUUUUAUGGCAUAUGCUUCUUGUAUAGGCAAUGGGGAGGAAAAUGCGUGUAAAAGCAAGGGAACUUUGCAUGGGUUUGCCACAGUUUUGGUGGUUUUAAUGUUAGCAGGCAUUAUUUUGUAAAUAAUAAAAUAGCGAGUUUCAAUCAA
Molecule: messenger RNA, 1664 nt
Organism: Tribolium castaneum (red flour beetle)
Lineage: Eukaryota; Metazoa; Arthropoda; Insecta; Coleoptera; Tenebrionidae
Product: alkaline phosphatase
Exons: 5
Coding region: 49-1638 (529 amino acids)
Biological process (GO): dephosphorylation
Molecular function (GO): alkaline phosphatase activity
Source: RefSeq, a predicted model, not a curated record